AUGGAUCAUCUCAGACGCCCCCACUUUGGCAAGAGCCACUCGCACGACAAGAAGGACAAGGACGGCAGACGCGAGUCGAGUCUGGGCCGUCCAGUCGCCAGAAGCAUCAAGCUCGACAUGGUCGUCGAGUCUCCUCCGGUCUUGUUCCUGGAUAGUCCCCAGCAUUCGUCGGGCUCCCUCUUCUCUGGUCGCAUGCAACUCGCUGUAACCAGUGCACUCCCCACUACCAUCAAAUCGUUCACCCUCGCAUUCAGGGCAACUACCUCGACCAAGCGUCCCGUAGGCGAUCACUGCAAAGAUUGCUCUUCCAAGUCCAACGACAUCAAGGAGUGGAAAUUCUUGGCCGACAAUGCCGAACUGGCUACCGGCAACCACGACUUCCCUUUCAGCUACCUUAUUCCCGGCCACCUUCCCACCACCAGCCAUGGUCACAUUGGCAGCAUCGACUACAAGCUGUUCGCUCGUGCCGAGACCGCCAACGGCGAAGUCGUCGAGUACGUCCGCCCAGUUGUUAUCAACCGCGCCAUCCGUCCUGGAAACGACAAGAACUCUGUCAGAAUCUUCCCUCCCACCAACCUCACUCUCAACGUCACCCUGCCUUCGGUCAUUCACCCCAUUGGCGACUUUCCCGUGUACGCCCGUAUGUCCGGCAUUACCACCAAGAAAGAAGACACACAGAUCAGAUGGCGUCUAAGGAAGUUGACAUGGCGCAUCGAGGAACAGGAGAAGUUUGUUUCGCCAGCCUGCCCCAAGCACAUGGCCAAAGUCGGUGGUGAGGGAAGAGGCAUCAUGCACGAGCACACCAGGGACAUCGGCAGCGACGACCUCAAGUCGGGUUGGAAGACGGAUUUCGCUGACGGUCAGCUCGAGGGCGAGUUCAUGGCUUCCAUUGACAGCGGUCUGAAGCCUCAAUGCGACGUCGACAGUCCUUCUGGCCUCAAGAUCAACCACGUCAUGGUUUUGGAGCUGGUCAUCGCCGAAGAGUGGGCCCCCAACAAGAAGCCCAACCAAGCAACUCCCACCGGCGCCGCCAGAGUUCUGCGCACGCAAUUCAAUAUCAACGUCACCGAGCGUAGCGGUAUGGGCAUUGCCUGGGAGGAUGAACAACCUCCUCUUUACGAGGAUAUCCCCGCCAGCCCUCCUGGCUACCGCAACGAGAUCGACAACUAUGACGGAUCCGAACUUAACGAAGACGUCGACCAACUCCGCCUCUCAUGA
Messenger RNA from Aureobasidium namibiae CBS 147.97, 1218 nucleotides. RefSeq lists its product as uncharacterized. Bases 1 to 1218 code for a protein of 405 amino acids. The transcript has a single exon. Gene Ontology annotation, cellular component: cytoplasm; plasma membrane; cytosol. Gene Ontology annotation, molecular function: protein-macromolecule adaptor activity; ubiquitin protein ligase binding. Gene Ontology annotation, biological process: ubiquitin-dependent endocytosis. The record is from RefSeq and is a predicted model, not a curated record. NCBI's taxonomy places the organism in Eukaryota, Fungi, Ascomycota, Dothideomycetes, Dothideales, Saccotheciaceae.